Messenger RNA from Ostreobium quekettii, 333 nucleotides. NCBI's taxonomy places the organism in Eukaryota, Viridiplantae, Chlorophyta, Ulvophyceae, Bryopsidales, Ostreobiaceae. The record is from the annotation of a GenBank genome assembly.
AUGGUUCUCUUGUCUCCAGAUUCGUUUCUGAAUCAGCUUACGAGGAUGUACAGCAAACACAGGAACAGCGGCUCGGUCUUUGUGACGACCAAGAGAUCCAACAUGAAGAGCCCCAAGUAUCGAGAGAAAGCCAAGGAGGAGGACUAUGCAUGCCUUGUCCGUGCAAGCGAUGGCAAGAAUACCAUUUCCACUGUAGUGAGUAUCGUAGAUUGCAAGCUGCUGUUCUUCUGCAGCCUUUCUGAUCUGCAUUGGAAGUGUGACUGGUCCACCACACAAUUCUGCUUUGGCAAUGCUUGCAUUCUCAGGAUAGAACGCAGUGCACAGUUGAGGUGA